AUGCAUUUUUCAGCAGCAGCUAUUUCGGCCAUCUUGGCUUUUUCUGUUAUGGCUCAUCCUGGCCAUGAUAUUAAACAAGAAAUCGCCGAGAGAGCUUCUUUCAUAUCUCAGCUGAAGACGCGUGAUCUUAGCCACUGCUCUGCAGAGUUGAAGGCUAGAGGUCUUGAGCAGGCAGCUGUUGCAAGACGCUCUGCUAUUGCCCAGAAUGAGAGGAAGAAGAGAGGCAUUAGUUCUGGAAAACCUUACUUGAAAGCAAGAGAUGAGGCCACAGUUCUGAACACUACACAUUUGUCCACCGAGGAUUAUGAUGCUUCAACCGACGAGUCUAUCGUCUUCGCAGGAAACAACUCCUGUAUUCUCAGUCCAGAAGUUACCCAAGGUCCUUACUAUGUCUCUGGUGAAUAUGUCCGAUCAGACAUUGUCGAAGAUCAACAAGGAAUCGAUCUCAUUCUCGACACCCAAGUGAUUGACAUGUCUACUUGCGAUCCUGUCACCAACGCAGUUGUCGAGAUCUGGCACUGUAACUCUACAGGUGUAUACAGUGGUAUUGUCGCAUCAACAAACGGCAACUCAGCCGAUACUGCCAACAUAAACUCUACCUUUCUCCGCGGUCUUCAAGCAACCGACGCUGAAGGUGUUGCUCAAUUCAAAACUCUCUUUCCGGGUCAUUACACCUCUCGCUCAAAUCAUAUUCACGUCCUCGUACACUUCAAUGGAACUACCUAUGCUAACGGUACCUAUGGUGGCGGGGUCGUCUCACACGUUGGACAAAUGUUCUUUGAUCAAGAUCUCAUUACUCAAGCCGAGGCCAUUUCCCCAUACAACACCAAUAGACAACCAGUAACCUUGAACUCUGCCGAUGGUGUUUUGGCCGAUGAGGCUGCUUCUUCUGACCCUAUGAUUGAGUACUCUCUUUUGGGUGAAACUGUUGCCGAUGGUAUCUUUGGAUGGUUGGCUUUCGGCGUUGAUGUUUCUAAGUCUUAUAAUGUCAAGCCUGCUGCCAGUUUAUACUCCAGUGGCGGUGUAGAGAACCAAGAGGGCGGUCAUUAG
This is a messenger RNA of Sclerotinia sclerotiorum 1980 UF-70, 1050 nucleotides long. RefSeq lists its product as hypothetical. The record is from RefSeq and is a predicted model, not a curated record. Gene Ontology annotation, molecular function: oxidoreductase activity, acting on single donors with incorporation of molecular oxygen, incorporation of two atoms of oxygen; ferric iron binding. Lineage: Eukaryota; Fungi; Ascomycota; Leotiomycetes; Helotiales; Sclerotiniaceae. The transcript is spliced from 3 exons. The coding region runs from base 1 to 1050 and encodes 349 amino acids.